CAGUCUCUAUCAGUGAUUCAUAAUACAGACUGUACAGCAGUAUAUCUACAUGUCUUAGAUAGUCUAGCUGACAUAUUCACAGUAGGUCUAGUACAGGACAUACGGGUAACUGAAAUUGGUAUCAGACGUGAUCAUGGCUGUAACUUGGGGAGAACGGAUGCUCUCGGUUGUUCAUCGUUGUGAUGCUUUUAAUCAAAGAUUAUCAAAGGAUGACUGUAUACCUUUCUGUAUUGGAAGUGAACAGUAUGGGUUAGUACGAGAGGAUUGUUGGAGAGAGUUAGCCAAGUUUCCUGACGUAUUUGUGGUUGAUGGGAAAGAGAAGGUUGUCAAACUAAGUGAGCAACUGGGAACUGUGGAGAAACGGACAGAAAAAGUGAAUGAAAUUUUAAUGAAAUUAAGAGAAGACGAAGUGUUUCACUGUUUGAAAGGAUGGAGAAAUGAAAUGUAUCCUGUCAGCAAGUCUUACCAUGCACCACCUGUUUUUCUCAUUGAGCGAGCAGGAGCGGGUCUUCUUGGAAUCAAGCAGUACGGGUGUCAUCUAAAUGGCUACUUUCAUACAGAUGAGUCUUUGCUUAUGUGGAUUUCAAGGCGAAGCCUUAACAAACCGACAUUUCCAGACAAAUUAGACAAUCUGGCUGCUGGGGGCUUGCCUGUUGGUAUGAAGGUUAAAGAUAACAUUGUGAAGGAAUGCUACGAGGAAGCAGCCAUUCCAACAGAUGUCGCCUCGAGAGCAAUAUCCGUAGGUUCUAUCAGCUAUUUCUUUGAAGACGAGAGAGGAUUAUUUCCUGAGACGCAAUUUUUGUUUGACUUGGAGUUAGCACCAGACUUCAAGCCAGUUGCCAAUGAUGGAGAAGUGGAGCAGUUUUACUGCUGGCCUCUUGAUCAAGUAAAAGAGGAGAUCUCUAGUGGCAGUUUCAAGCCAAAUUGUGCAUUAGUGGUACUGGAUUUUCUUAUUCGGCACGGCUAUGUUACAGCUGAUAAUGAACAGUUGUAUGAAGUCCUUGUCACAUCGUUGCAUCGAAUACACCCGUUCUGAAUAUUGCAAUAGGUAGCAAGAUUGACUCUAUAAAUGUGGCUUACAUGGAGGUAUGCUAUGAAGACAUGGAUGGCAGAUGUCUAGGUACUAGACAAUUGACAUAGGAAGAUAGACUCUGCUGUUGUAGGAUAUUACUUUUGCUGAUUGC
Corticium candelabrum is the source of this 1184-nucleotide messenger RNA. RefSeq lists its product as uncharacterized. Lineage: Eukaryota; Metazoa; Porifera; Homoscleromorpha; Homosclerophorida; Plakinidae. Gene Ontology annotation, molecular function: 8-oxo-dGDP phosphatase activity. The transcript has 8 exons. The record is from RefSeq and is a predicted model, not a curated record. The coding region runs from base 134 to 1036 and encodes 300 amino acids.